Molecule: messenger RNA, 1725 nt
Organism: Elgaria multicarinata webbii
Lineage: Eukaryota; Metazoa; Chordata; Lepidosauria; Squamata; Anguidae
Gene: RBFOX2
Product: RNA binding fox-1 homolog 2
Exons: 12
Coding region: 145-1395 (416 amino acids)
Biological process (GO): regulation of alternative mRNA splicing, via spliceosome; nervous system development
Cellular component (GO): nucleus; cytoplasm
Molecular function (GO): mRNA binding
Source: RefSeq, a predicted model, not a curated record
CUGGCUGGCUGGCUGGGCCUCCGCUGAGCUAUCGCUACCGGUGGUCGACUGGUGGCCGUGAGGCGAAGCAGGCAGGCAGGCAGGCAGGCAGGCGGCUGCGGCUCCCCGUCUAGGGGAAGCGGGGCGGCCGGGGGUCCGGCUCGGAUGGCGGAGGGCAUCCCACACCAGGCGCUCGUGCCCGGCGUCGGCGUCCCAGCCCCUCGAGGGGUCAAGCGGGAGCCCGAGCUGGAACAGCCCAUGCCCGGAGGGGACGGAGCCGAGAGCGGCCAAAGCAAGAGGCUGCGGACCGAGGCGGAGGCGGACGCAGGCGGCAUGCAGAAUGAGCCUCUGACUUCCAGUUAUCAUGUGUACCCAGCAAGAGACAGUCAGGGUAACCAGGAGCCGACAGCCACUCCUGACACAAUGGUCCAGCCGUUCACCACAAUCCCAUUUCCACCUCCCCCACAGAAUGGGAUCCCCACAGAGUAUGGAGUACCCCACACUCAGGACUAUGCAGGCCAGACCAGCGAGCACAAUCUGACAAUCUAUGGAAGUACACAGGCGCAUGGAGAGCAGAAUACGAAUACAGCCACCACACAGAAUGGAUCUCUUACGCAGACAGAAGGAGGGGCGCAGACGGACGGCCAGCAGUCACAGACACAAAGCAAUGAGAACACUGAGAGCAAGUCUACUCCAAAACGGCUGCAUGUCUCCAACAUUCCCUUCCGUUUUCGGGAUCCUGACCUCCGGCAAAUGUUUGGGCAAUUUGGCAAAAUCCUUGAUGUAGAGAUAAUCUUCAAUGAACGUGGCUCCAAGGGAUUCGGGUUCGUAACUUUCGAGAAUAGUGCUGAUGCAGACAGGGCCAGGGAGAAAUUACACGGCACCGUGGUAGAGGGCCGUAAAAUCGAGGUUAAUAAUGCCACAGCGCGAGUGAUGACUAAUAAGAAGAUGGUCACGCCAUAUGCAAAUGGUUGGAAGCUGAGCCCUGUGGUUGGAGCAGUGUAUGGCCCUGAAUUAUAUGCAGCAUCCAGUUUUCAAGCAGAUGUCUCGCUGGGCAAUGACGCUGCAGUGCCCCUGUCAGGAAGGGGGGGUAUUAACACUUACAUUCCUUUAAUCAUUCCCGGCUUCCCCUACCCAACUGCAGCCACCACAGCAGCCGCAUUCAGGGGAGCCCAUCUGAGGGGCCGAGGACGGACAGUGUAUGGUGCAGUGCGGGCAGUACCUCCAGCAGCCAUCCCAGCUUACCCAGGUGUGGUUUACCAGGACGGAUUUUACGGUGCUGACCUCUAUUCAGCUGAAGAAAUGUUAACAUCUCGCUCUAAAUCUCUCAGUGGAGUCUCUGUUCCCUUCUCUGAUAUAACAGAUGGGUUAUUGCUUGUUAUAAUUAUUAACAUUUGUGGUGUGGGACUGGGCUAGGGUGGUUUUGUUUUUUAAAAAUUUGGGGUGAUAAUGGGACUUGUUUAAGAUUUGGAAUGUUAACUCCAGUGGUGACUGACUGUUUCCGUAAUAGCAGGUCGUUGUGGCUGCACGCUCUAGUAAUUGAGGCUGUGUACUUCACCAAGCUUGUGGUAGAGCCUAGGGCAAACUGCUGUCCCAAGAGAAUGCUGGGAUAGAUAGAACUAGCCAAUACAAGUCUGAACGUGGUGAUUUUGCUGGUUGUUUUUAGUUCCAAACGUCAGCAUGCUUAGUUUUGUUUUGUUUAAUUUGAUUAAUAAAUGUUACACCAUUUCCCUUCCCCACCCUGAU